Messenger RNA from Drosophila simulans, 5579 nucleotides. It is a transcript of the gene tio, whose product is annotated as protein tiptop. Gene Ontology annotation, biological process: regulation of transcription by RNA polymerase II. NCBI's taxonomy places the organism in Eukaryota, Metazoa, Arthropoda, Insecta, Diptera, Drosophilidae. Gene Ontology annotation, molecular function: DNA binding; DNA-binding transcription factor activity, RNA polymerase II-specific. The record is from RefSeq and is a predicted model, not a curated record. The coding region runs from base 761 to 3820 and encodes 1019 amino acids. The transcript has 3 exons. Gene Ontology annotation, cellular component: nucleus.
UGUCAGCUCUCAACGUUCCGAUUGUCAAAAAGAUAUUUCAGUCGAGUGUUUUAGUUUCGACCUCGGCCGAGAUGGAGACUCAUCUAACGGCUUUCUCAGCGGCAAGUUCGAAAUCAUGUCGCCUUUGAACGGUGGGUGGUGCAGCAGUAACGGUACAUCGCUCGACCUACGACCAAAUUACGAGUGCAGAAAAUAGUGUUCACGGAAUUAACAGACCUCGAAAAUCCAAGUGUAGGCGAAUAAAUAAACGAAAUUAUCGUCGAAAGCCAUCAAUAAAUCACUAAAUUAAUAGCCCUGCCGAGCACCCACGGCACACGCACAGCUGUUGUGUGUGCAAAGUGAGAAGAGGAAGCUGAAGGAAGUGAAAUUGGCGGCAGUUUGACCGCAACAGCAAUAAAAUACGUCUGCAACCCACAAACGCACGCUCACAUACACCCGUUCGUCAUCGAAUCGUCGUGGUCCUCCGCUCCCCAGUCUCCGCCUGCCCCUCUUCGGCCCACGAACCAUUGUGACAUUUGAUUUAUUUGACGUGUGUGUUUUUGAUAGAAGUUCAACACGAAACUGUCACACAAACACACGUAUGCUCGCCGAGGAAUUUAUUCAGUGAACGAAAAUAAAAUCAGAGCUCCGUUCGUACUUGGCCGCAGUGAAACGAAUCCGCCACCAUCGAUGACCAGGCGGACGAAAUUCGGAAGUAUCGCCAGGCAGUCCAGUCAUCAAACCCUUGGAGAGCGAGCCCGGAUACCCAGUUUUCCACAAAAUGAUGCUGCACGAGGCCGUCAUGCUGGAAAUCUAUCGCCAGGCGCUGAGUGCAAGUGAGUUAACUAGUCCGCGAUGUCAGUCUCGGGAGUCCAACACAUCAGCUGGAGCGGGAGCUGGAACGGGCGAUGUCCGAUGUCCAUCUAAUGAGUCGCAUUGUUCGGCGAGCGAUCGUCUGACCCCAGCUGCAACGCCCACUCUCACGCCCACUGGAGCAACCAUCUCCCCAAACUCGGUGGGACUUCCCCUGACGGCGACCCUUCCUCCUGCAGCUGCAGUUGCCCUGCUACCGCCCCAAUCCGCCGCCAUGGCCGCUUACCUAGCCGCUGCCCAACAAAAUCACCUUCUACUAACGAAUCCCCUGGCGGCAGCAGCUUCACUGGUCCAACAUGCAACGCAGCAGGCAGUGGUGGAAGGGGAGGUGGAGUCACCGGCCCUCGAUUUUAGCAGAAAGCGGCCUGCGAGCCACGGAGACGACGAUCAGGAAGAUGAUCAGGAACAGGACCAGGAACAGGAGCCCGAUCACGAUGUCCAGUGCGAUAAUGGUCCUUUAGAUCUAUCUGUAAGCACAGGGAUAAGGCAAGAAUCCGUUUCUCCGCCUGCCAGGAAGAUUCCAAGAAGUAUAUCCGCAGAUUACAAGUCACCUCUACCACCUGGCAGCUGGAUGCCCCCCAUCAACCCAUACUUGGCAGCUGUAGCGGCCAAAACGGGCGGAUUGGGAUAUUCUAAGUUGGCACCCAGUGACGCCAGCAAAGCGUUGGAGAAGAUGACUGAGAUAAGCCGAUUGGAAACACCCCCAACAGCUGGUCGAAACUUAGGCGCUACAUCAUCUCUAGGAGCUGGAGUGCCUGCGGGAGCGAGUUCCAAUUCCGGUGGCCGGCACAGCGCGUGGCAGUCUCAUUGGCUGAACAAAGGUGCUGAUACAGCAAAGGAUGUGUUUAAGUGUGUGUGGUGCAAGCAGAGCUUUUCAACUCUGGCUAACUUAACUGCCCACAUGAAGGAGACUCAGCAUUGCGGUGUGCAGAUACCCUCGCCGUUGCCAACCGGAGGAGUCGGCACUCCGACUGCUCCUCCUCCCACAAGGUUGGCCACUUCAGCUUCCAACUCGGCCUGUUCCAGCAGCAGUAGCUCCACCUCCAGCUCUUCAAACUCCUCGAAAUCAGAGUUAAAUAUGCUUAUUAAGGAAACUAUGCCCCUUCCCAGGAAAUUGGUGAGGGGUCAGGAUGUUUGGCUCGGAAAGGGUGCGGAGCAAACCCGCCAGAUACUUAAGUGCAUGUGGUGCGGACAAAGCUUCCGGUCUCUGGCCGAGAUGACCAGUCACAUGCAGGAGACGCAGCACUACACGAAUAUCAUCUCGCAGGAGCAGAUCAUUUCCUGGAAGUCUGGCGAUGAACGGGAGAGGCCGACAAACCCUGGAGUUCCGUCUACGUCCACCGCUGCUCCCCCUUCGCCGAGUUGCACAGCUCCAUCAGUGAGUGCAGUGCUUACGUGUAAAGUUUGUGAUCAGGCCUUCGGCAGCCUAAAGGAGUUAAGCACCCACAUGGCCCAAAAAUCGCACUACAAGGAGUCACCGGCUCCUUCAGCAUCUCCUCCAGCUGCCGGCACUGGCAGUCUGAAAAGGGGAAGGCAAAUUCGCAACGAGAAACGCAAGAAGUCUUUGCCGGUUAGGAAGCUUCUUGAGCUCGAGCGUUCUGGCUCGAAUUCCAGUCUGGACUCAGCGCUAAAGCCCCUGAGGGACUUUGCUGCUGCCACCAAAAUUACGUGUGAAAAGUGUGGCAGUAAGAUAGAAACUGCGUUGUUUGUAGAGCACAUUCGAAAGUGCCUAGGCGAGAGUAUUCCAAUCCCUCCCCGUCGAUCUAAGGCAGGAGUAGAUCGCCUGCCAAGUCCUAGUCUAGGACAAGGCGCUGAAAAGCCGCCAUCAGUCCUAAAUGCCCUGGAGCAACUUAUAGAGAAGAGCUUCGAAUCGAGAACUAGCAGAACCAUGACACUUGGUGGCUAUUCCGACGCUGGAACUCCGCUUGGAGCCAGCAUCCUAAAGCGUUUGGGAAUUGAGGACAGCAGUGACUACACCAAGCCUCUUAUGGAUGCCCAGGCGAUGCACCUGCUCCGAUCCUCCUUCGCCUCGAGAGACCGCAGUGCCAGCGAAUCGAGCUCAGCUAGUAGGGUGGAAUCAUCUUACACCCCAGACAGACAGCAGGCCACCCCCCGCAGAAGUCCAGAUACUCCUGCUCCGCCGCCUCCCCCACCACCAACCAUCAAAGCUGAGCCACCAGAGGCGGAACCCUUGGAGGGUUGCGAUCGGGAGGGCUGCAGUCCUCGGCAGCAGAUCCAAGUGAAAAAGGAGUUCAGCAUGGAAGCAAGUCGGGAUAGUCCUCGGUCUGUAAGCAAAUCACCUGCUCCGCAGACCGCAAGAUCUCCACCAGAUAAUGGCAGUCUUCUGGCCUUGAACUCCAUGUUCGAUCAGCUCAGCGGAGUGGAAAACAGCGGCAACAACCACUCGGGGCCCUGCUUUAACAACAACAGCAGCAGUAGCGCCUCCGUCCAGAAGCCAAAGGCCCAUCCCCUAGCUGCGCUGCAGAAACUGUGCGAGAAAGCGGAUCCCCCAAGCACUGGCCUCCGCAGCGCGUCCUCCACCGGAUCCUCCACAGCAUCAGCAACACUUCCCUCAGCGAACGGUAACGACCUGGUGGCCUUCAGCUGGGCCUGCAACGAGGCCGUUCUGAGUGCAAGUAAUGGUGGCUCCGGCGGCGAUUCGUCUAUCAUUAAGUGCUCCUACUGUGAUACCCCUUUUGCAUCGAAGGGCGCCUACCGCCACCAUCUCUCCAAGGUGCACUUUGUGAAAGACGCAGGCGAGGACUCGCCCCGGCUCAAGUCCCCCGCUGUUCAGAGCCCCAAGUCGAUGCCCUUGGCCUCCCCCAGGAGAUCAGCUUCCAGGAGUCCGGCGACAGGAUCUCAGCAGCCCCCUCCCUCGCCAACCAUUAGCCCCUAUGACGAGAGUCCGCAGUCAAAGUUCCUCAAAUACACGGAGCUGGCCAAACAGCUAUCCUCUAAAAACGCCUAAACUGCUGGAGAACGGAGAACUUGUAGAGAAGAGAUGUCAUCCGUAAAACAGUAGAAAAAUCUAUUAGCAAAAGUGCUUAAAGGGAAUUAACAAAUUGGGUCACAGAUUGCAGACACGUAAGCUGUAUUUAAUAUGCAGAAUUUAUCCUUUGGACUUAGGCUACAUUUAAAUUGUUUGCUUUACGAAGCCAAAAUCUUUCAAUCAACAGCCCAAAAUACAUUAAACUGAAUAACCAUCCUAGUUAUUGGGUCAAACUAAAAAAAACGAGGCUACUUUCGUUAAUGUCUGUUUAUCAAACUUUAGCAAUCCGUUUGCAAAUUUUUAAAAAACUGCAUUGAUUUCUGAUCAUGAUUCUGAUUUGCACAGCUCUCGCUCUUUCGUACGCUCUUUCGUCCGCUUUUUCUCCAAAUAUCAAAGUUCUCACUGUCUCUCUCUUUGCCGCUGUACACCCAACAAGAUUUCCCCUACUUUUGCUGAAUUUAACAGGAAAUUUCCCCAGACCACUACGCUCUCUCGAGUAGUUGUUCCCCUUCGUCAGUGACGUCACGGCGAUGCUGGUCUGCUGCUUAUUGUUUCCCAAUCGGACAGCCGCAGUCUAAAGCGCGAGCGAGAGAGGACUAGCAAGCUGGAAAUUCAAUUACCACCACUUUGACGAGCGGCUGUCCAUCAAAGCGAGUCGGACAGGGACGGCCAUAGUGGCGGAGUGACGAAAGGCGACAACACGAGUUCGUCAAAGUGGAAUUGGAUGGCGGCGAGAGAGACAGGCAUAGCGCAGUGGGUGUGUAAAGAGCAAGAGAGUGAGUACUCCUACUGAGUGGCAAAAAUUUGGUUCGUUUUCGAGUGCAAUUGAAUUCGGAUUUGAGUGCACUCAGGGAACAAGCCAGCCAUUACUUAUUUAUUUAUCCGCUACUCCUUGUCACAAUGAAUGAAAAGGAAAAGGGUGCCAAAUCAACACUGUUUAAAUCUAGAAAGAAACCUAACCAGCUAAAUUGGUUAUUCUAAGCAAUAACAAAACAAACGCAACGCAGUAUACGUAAAUCCUUACACUUAAACAAUAACCUUAAUGAUAGAACCAGUUAAUGGUUGCGAUGCAUAUGUAGCCCAAACGAUGAAAUGCAUUGAUUAAAUGUAAAUACUAGCCAAUGGCACUUUCCUUCCAUAAGUCUAAAGAAUAAUGAUAUCUACAUCAAUAUAAAGCCACAGCAACGCAUGUAUACGGAAACAAUUUUAAAACGAUAUAUUCAUACACAUAUUAAACUAUAUAAAACCAAUGUAUAUUAGCAGUUCGAGUCUCAACAAUUACUAAGAACUUUGAGUAUAUAACCUAAGAGUUAAACCUAAGAAAAGGGCAAUCUAUGCAAAAUGUGAACCAUAUUGUCCAAACAAUCACUUUUACCGCCUCUUUCGUCAGGAUAAUUUAUAUCUAUGAUAUAUGGGGAAUAAUGGUUACUAACUAUGUAUACGAAUUGUACUUCAGUUUUUGUGAUAUUAUUUUUAAACAAAGCCACCUGCUUCCCCAUCCCUCGCACCACAACACCCGUUGUAUUUCCCGCAACACCUUCCACCCGCCCCCCGUAUUACUCACUUUAGUUAUACAAACGCAAUAAAUGCAGAAUUCAGAAUAGAAUUAAAACGCAUUUUUCCAACGAUCUAAUUUCCUGAUUUUAAAUCAGUGCACGAAAUGCAGCUCAAUGGUAACUUACCAAGUAGGAAGAGCAAAUAAGGAGUUCAAUAAAAAGUUGUACGUUUGACUCUCCAA